CGACAAACACCGUUCGGUCGGUCGACAGCGGGACCGGUUGGAGCUUUGGAGCGGUGUUUCAGUUGCCGCUCGCUUGACAACAAGAGGGCAUGGUCGUCUGACUGAGCGGUUAUCAAACAAACGCUCUAUAGGCAUCAAGUGUUACGUCAAUUCCCGGCAUGCGCUGAGCACCUCCCUCUCAUCCAACACUAUUCCACUCGCCAGCUCGUUCGAUAGCUCGCCGUUUAGAAGGAUGGAAUCCCUAAUGGAAUAUGGCGAGUAUAUCUACUCUGUGCCCUCAAAAUUCGCUUUCGAGCUGUCACUUGUCGCAUUCGCGGUGUGGAUGUGGAAGAAAAAUCUCGCGGAGUCGAACUCGACGCGCAAGAUGACGGACCAAGAAAAAGCUCAAAUACUCGCGAAUUUCACGCCGGAACCCUUAUGCGACGAUAUACCUGAAGACCACUAUGCCCUCAACCCGAGGAUCGUUUCGGGUCGCAUCGGUAAAAGAAUCACCGUCAACGGUAAGGACUGCCUGAACAUGGCCACAAAUAAUUUCCUCGGCCUCUCCGAUCGACCGGAUUCGAACGAGAAAGCCACCAAAGCGCUGAGAAACUACGGCGUGGGUUCUUGCGGACCGAGAGGCUUCUACGGGACCGCUGACGUUCAUCUCGAGCUGGAAUCGCGUCUCGCCAAGUUCAUGGGCGUCGAGGAAGCGUGUCUCUACUCGUACGGAUUCUCCGCGAUCUCGAGUGCCAUACCGUCUUAUUCGAAGAACCACGAUGUGAUCUUCGCCGACGAACAAGUUAAUUUCGCCAUACAGCAGGGUAUAACUGGCUCGAGAAGCACGGUCUACUACUUCAAACACAACGAUCCGAACGACCUGGAGCGUCUACUGAGAGCUCAGGACGAACGCGAUCGGAAGGAUCCGAAGAAAGCGAAGAAUGUUCGACGGUUCCUCAUCAUCGAGGGUAUCUACAUGAACACGGGGACCCUGGUCAACCUUCGGGAAAUCGUGAAACUCAGAGCAAAGUAUAAAUGCCGCCUGUUCUUAGACGAGACCAUUUCUUUUGGUGUUUUGGGCGCAACAGGAAAAGGUGUCCGGGAGCACUUCGGAGUGCCAAACUCGGAAAUCGAUCUUAUCGCCUCGACGCUCGAGCAUUCAAUCUCGAGUUAUGGCGGCUUUCUGUGUGGAUCUUCGUUCCUGAUGGAGCAUCAGCGCUUGUGCGGUUUAGCCUAUUGUUUCUCAGCCUCACUGCCGCCGCUGCAAGCCGUUGUGACCUUGACGCACCUAGAUGUGGUGAGCGAGGACCCGGAGAUCAUGGAGAAACUUCGGGAAAACUGCAAGAAAAUGCAGAACAUGCUCAUGGAGGGCCUGACCCAUCUCAGAACGGAUAGCCACCCAUUGUCGCCGGUGAAAGUCCUCGUUUUGUCUGAGGCUGAAGACCGCGUUGUAGCUGAAGAGAAGUUGAAUGCAAUUGUGACCUUCGCGGAGAACCACGGGGUCGCCCUGACGGUUUUCCGGCGGCUUCCGAAAGAAGAGCUCCUCGAGCAUCCUCCUUCGAUCAAACUGACUGUCAGCAGCUUGCUCACUGAAUCUGAUAUGAAGUCUGUCGUUGAAGUGCUGAACGAAGCUUGUUCGCAACUGUGAAACUAUGUUGGACUAGGGACGAAAAAGUUGAUAGGAGGCAGCGGCAAUAUUAACUUAUGAAUCGAAUAAUGUCCUUCUCGUAGCUUUCAUCAGUUUUGUUCACGAAAGAAAAGGACACAGCUGCCGUCGCCCGUGCCUGUAGAGAUGAGUGGUGUUCUCUGGUAGGUACACAGAUGACGUCAAAAAUGCAAAACACGAUUUCCGAGGCUCGCGACGUUCCUUCGGUGCUCGAACUCAACUUGUGGAUCAUCUUCCCGUGAUUGUCUACUCAUUCAGCAUCGAACUCAGUUCUUUGUCGGCGGUAGUUGAGAAUUCAGAGCGAAUGGAGAAUUGUGGGGAGCGACAGGUUAUUGCAAGCUAUUUCUUGAUUUCCAUGCAGCUUGCCAGGUUGCCAGACGAUUAAUCAAAAUAAAGAAGUUUCAAUUAUUUU
This is a messenger RNA of Galendromus occidentalis (western predatory mite), 2057 nucleotides long. RefSeq names its product serine palmitoyltransferase subunit I (gene Spt-I). Gene Ontology annotation, biological process: ceramide biosynthetic process; sphingosine biosynthetic process. Lineage: Eukaryota; Metazoa; Arthropoda; Arachnida; Mesostigmata; Phytoseiidae. The coding region runs from base 233 to 1627 and encodes 464 amino acids. Gene Ontology annotation, cellular component: endoplasmic reticulum. Gene Ontology annotation, molecular function: pyridoxal phosphate binding; serine C-palmitoyltransferase activity. The record is from RefSeq and is a predicted model, not a curated record. The transcript has a single exon.